AACUGUCAUGUGUUGGACUGGGGAUUUUUUUUUCAGAAUCAACCUGGCAACCCUACACUUGUUGAAACUGCGCAACUAAAAGCAACAGCUGCCGCACCCUACCACAGGGGCAGGACUCCAAAAGUGUACUACUCCAAUACUACCCAGGCUCCGCCCUCGCAGUGACGCAACAUCUUCGGCUCAGCUACAUCGGACAGUCUAUGAAAAUCGAGCAGGUCACCUCAGAACAUGACGCAUACAACUAUUGGCACAUGGAUUAUGGGGAAAAGUUAUUUUGAACUGUCUAUAUGAUUAUUGCAUUAUGUAUCUAUCGUAAAAGAGUGUGACAAUUCCCUUUGGCAAGCCGCGCGCUAGUUGUGGAGUUCAUUCGUCCAAAUAGGCCUACUAAUAUUGCACAGUAGCAGUGUGAAAGACAAUGCGUUCUAGGUUUAGCAUUCGCAAUUGCUCUUUCGAAGUAGGCUACGAGACUUGUCCCGGGAGAAAAUAUCUGGGUGGGUCGGCUGCCAGUCGUGGAUGAAAUCUUUCCCAAAAGUUGGAUGACGCUAUGUGAGAAUCUGACAUCUAUGAAGAUAAAAGGGUCCGAGUGGCGAGGGAGGGGGCGCAUGUGCAUGUCUUCGGUCAAGCAAUUUAAGUAGCCUAAUUGUUCAGUUUGUUUACUUAAUGGUUCACUAUUGCAGUGGAUCUACCACAUUAGGUAGGCUACAGUGUUAUAACAGUGGACAAUAAUACCAGUGUAACGCCAUGCACCAAUCUUACACUUAGGCGAUAAUGUCACUAGUGCAUCAGGAAUGCCAUUUGUGCUACAAAACACAUUGCAAAGUUUCACAGCUUUCAUCUAACAUUGUCGCUGCACAUUUGCUCGCUUAACGUAAAUAAAUUACGCUUACAGUUUUUGGCCAUUCAAUGGCUGUUGGAGUUAAACUAUUCAGUUUUACAUGAAUGUGUAGCCUAUGCCUACAUCACAUCACUCAUACUACAAGUCUUAAACGAGAUUGAGUGUCACUUUUACGUCACUCAAGCAGCAGAAUCUGACUCUUUUUUUUAAAGGGAUAGAUGUCAUGCUACCUAGUGAAGCCUACAGUUGUGUUUUUUUUUUAGGACGACUGGAAACUCACCGUUGACAGUGAUGACAUGGCCACCUCGCCUUUUCACUCCUAACAUAUCCCACACAUGACCAGUUAGUGAAACUUUAUUUAGGCCCAUAUCACACAAAAUGUGCAUAAUAUGGGCUAUCUGGCAACAUCCCUUCGGCGAAGAAGACGGACCCAGACUUUUCUCGGCUUUAAAUUUACAAAUAAAAGUUGGCGAUAAAUUGCAAACAUGUCAUGGAUGUGGUUUCGACUGGCAUUUUACGUAAGAUGAAUUCCACACGUGAUGAAAGUUAACGAUGUACUAGGAGAGAUAGAACACCCUGGUAAAUUUCAUACUGAAGGCUAUGUUGUCCUUCCUUUUUGUACUGUCAGUGUUCGCCAUAUUGCAAUCUUCUGUAAAUUGCUCUUGUCGAAGAGCAGAGUACUUGAGUGUUUCGGGAGAGUGCUGCCCGAUGUGUCAAAGAGGCCUGGUUGUACGCAAAGAUUGCACGGAGUUCUCCAGUACAUCAUGUAUUCCCUGUAUAGAUGGCACAUACAUGGAUGAACCCAAUGGCUACAACAAAUGCCAUCAAUGCAAAACCUGUGAUUCAGGCCAAGGGCUCAAAACACGACAGAAAUGCACAUCAACAGAUGACGCAAGGUGUGAAGUAGUGGACGGAUACUACUGCGAAAGUUUCUCAUCACAAGAGGACUGCAGUUUUGCAGUAAAACAUGCAGUCUGUACUCGUGGUCAGAGGAUAAAAAUACCUGGGUCUAAGACCUCAGACACUGAGUGUGAAAAGUGUCCUAAGGGCCAGAACUCCACACACGGCUUUAACUGCUCUGCAUGGACAGAUUGCAGUGCAAUAAGAAAAGAGAAGGCUGAAGAUGGGAGUCCUAUAAGUGAUGUUGUAUGUAAAGACGUCAGACAGAGAUAUGCACUUUUGGUUUGUGCGGUACUUUCUUUCAUUCUAUAUGGCUUUGCAUUUUACCAAAUUUGGAGGAAAUACCAGAGUGAAAGGGCUGGCAGUGAUGGUAUAUCAUUGCCUAAACCAAUAGAAGAAACUGACGCAAGACACCCAUCAUCACAUACACACGACGCUGUGAUUAGUAGAAUUCCAUCAGACAUACGUCCACAGUUACAACCAGAAUCAAACGACUCCGCCUAUGGAUCCACGAUAAACAAUCGAGAAGAGAUUGAUAGUCAUGAGCCUCAAGCUCUGAGCAGUGAGCUUCCAUCAACUCCAGCCACCCCCAGUGGCCUGCCAUCCAUACAAACAUAACAUUUCACAUUUUAUAUAAGAAGACACGGGGGCGUCCGUAACUCCGCCUAGUAGCCUAUCUUAUUUUGUGGUUUUAACUAACCUACUAACUAGCCAGUCCCAAGCCUGGAUAAAGGAGGAGGGUGGGAUCCUCCACAAUUACUGUUCUGUAACUGAAUGUUCAUGAGGUACGUAUGUUGCACAGGCCCAUGUCAAGGGUACCACUUCCUUUCCUAGCGUGUGAAUAAAUGGUCAACUUCAGUCCGGUCUCUCAAAGUAACGUCCCUGUGCACAACCACUGUCCAGGUGCUGGUGAUGUGCAGUAAGAGUAAUCCAAGUAAAUGAAGGAUGAAUCACCGCACACUGCUAUCUUUGCUGGUAGUUUAUUUAGUUUAUAACUUCAGUCCGGU
Engraulis encrasicolus (European anchovy) is the source of this 2742-nucleotide messenger RNA. RefSeq names its product tumor necrosis factor receptor superfamily member 14-like. Gene Ontology annotation, cellular component: external side of plasma membrane. The transcript is spliced from 9 exons. Lineage: Eukaryota; Metazoa; Chordata; Actinopteri; Clupeiformes; Engraulidae. Gene Ontology annotation, biological process: negative regulation of alpha-beta T cell proliferation; defense response to Gram-negative bacterium; defense response to Gram-positive bacterium. The coding region runs from base 1436 to 2353 and encodes 305 amino acids. The record is from RefSeq and is a predicted model, not a curated record. Gene Ontology annotation, molecular function: protein binding.